AAUAAAAAAAUCGUAAUUCUUUUCUUCUCAGUUCUUCUCUCACUAUCCGGCUCUUCUUAUAGGCAGCUGAACAAAGAUUGAAAAAACACUUCUAUUUUCUCUGUGGAAGAGAGAUACGUUAAAGGAAUUUGCUCAUUUGAGAUUUGGGUUCUCUUUGUCAACUCUUUAAAAUGUUUUGAAUCAUAAUUUGACUUUCUUAUUCUAUUGAAUCAAAAGUUUUGAUUAUAAAAGUUCCUACUUUCUUUCAUUUUCUUUCAAUUUCUAGUAGAAUUCAAGAGAAAAUAACACAAAAAAUUCAAAAUUCUCAAUGUGAAGCUUUGAAUCUGCCUUGCUUUCAAAAAGUUUAGCUUUUAUCAAAAGAAAUAACAAUGUGCCAGGGUGGUUCCCUGAACAGAGCGAACUUCCUUGUUUUUUAGAACCUCUUGACUCAGGAUUCAAAAAGGGAUUGAUCUUUGAAUCUGGGUUUUGCGUUUUUCUAGGGUUUGAUAUCCCGUAGAACUUGAAAUUCAGGCGAUGGCCGGGAUGGAACAGUGGAAGGGUCAAUUAGAGCAAUUGAAGAGACAACUGGAGCCGUGGAAGGACCAAUUAGAGCAGUUGAAGAGUCAAUUGGAGCCGUGGAAGAAUCAAUUGGAGCAGUGGUUGCAUCAAGCAAUUGAGUAUUUGAAUCAAAUACCCCCAAUUCAACUAUAUGCUGCUAUUGCUGUCUUGCUCAUUUCUACCCUCUUGCUUUUGUUCACCCGCUUGUUCAAACGCACAAAACCUAAUACCAUUGUACUCACUGGCCUUAGUGGGAGUGGAAAAACUGUUCUUUUCUAUCAGCUUCGUGAUGGUUCCUCGCACCAGGGUACUGUUACAUCCAUGGAACCAAAUGAGGGCACCUUCGUGCUAAAUUCUGAAAGUAAUAAGAAGGGCAAAAUCAAGCCUGUCCAUCUUGUUGAUGUUCCUGGGCAUUCUCGUCUGUGGCCCAAACUGGACGAGUUCUUGCCUCAAGCAGCUGGCAUUGUGUUCCUCGUUGAUUCUUUGGAGUUCUUACCAAACUUGCGUUCAGCUUCAGAGUACCUGUAUGAUAUUUUGACCAAGGCUGAUGUGGUCAAGAAGAAAAUCCCAGUUCUCAUCUGUUGUAACAAAUGCGAGAAAGUGACAUCGCAUAGCAAGGAUUUCAUUAAGAAACAAAUGGAAAAGGAAAUUGAUAAACUGCGGGCAUCAAGAAGUGCAAUAUCGGCAGCUGACAUUUCAAAUGACUUCACUCUGGGGGUUCCUGGAGAAGCAUUUGCAUUCUCUCAGUGUAGAAACAAAGUUACCACUGCUGAAUCUUCUGGUUUGAUUGGCGAAGUAGCUCCUGUAGAACAGUUUAUAAGGGAAUGUGUAAAGCCCUAGGCUAAAUCAUCCUGCUUUCUUUGUCCCUGUAAAACUCUGUUUACAGCUGGUUUUAUUAUUUCAUCUUGAACGUUGAACGAGCCUAGGAAAAACAUUGAAUUAGUAAGACAAAGAGGAAAAACAUUGUUUGUGAUGUGAAUUAUGAUAAUGAAAAUGGGGUAUUCUAGUA
Molecule: messenger RNA, 1546 nt
Organism: Durio zibethinus
Lineage: Eukaryota; Viridiplantae; Streptophyta; Magnoliopsida; Malvales; Malvaceae
Source: RefSeq, a predicted model, not a curated record